GUGUGUGUCUCUCCUGUCGACCCCGGAAGCAAUCGCCGUGCCCGGCUGCUUCGCUGCAAAUGGCUGCCAAGGGGCCGAAGGGAUCGUCCUCUCCUCUCCCCGUGUCAAUGUUCUUCUCUCCCGCCUUGCUCGCGAGUUUCUUGCCCGUCCUGUUGUCGCCCUGGGCGGUGACCGGGAGCCGUUCGGAGCACCCCGUUUUCGAGAAAGAUGAAACAGUACAGCUGCCUGGUGGGAAAUUGGAAAUUAGAACCAGCAUAUUGAAUGGUAAAAAUGAAGACAGAUCCCUCAGGACAAUCAAACCAUUCCUUAUGGACAAGUAUCCGGUCACCAACAAAGACUUCAGGGAAUUCGUGAAGGACCAGAAAUACAAAACGGAAGCUGAGAAAUUUGACUGGAGUUUUGUCUUUGAGAAUUUUGUCUCAGAAGAGCUUAAAAAGAAAGUGACGCAAAAAUUAGAGUCUGCACCAUGGUGGCUUCCAAUUGAGAAGGCAUUUUGGAGACAGCCUUCAGGUCCUGGAUCCAGCAUCAAAGACAAGCUAGACUACCCAGUGUUGCACGUGAGCUGGAAUGAUGCUCAAGCUUUUUGCAAAUGGAAAGGGAAGAGGCUACCAACAGAAGAGGAGUGGGAGUUUGCUGCAAGGGGAGGCCUGGAGAACAGAUUGUAUCCUUGGGGAAACAAAUUUUUAGCCAACCGCACUAACCUCUGGCAGGGCAACUUCCCCAAAGUUGACACAGCUGAAGAUGGCUUUCGUGGAGCAUCCCCAGUGGCAGCAUUUCCUCCUCAGAAUAACUAUGGCUUAUACGAUUUGCUAGGAAAUACUUGGGAAUGGACAUCCUCAGAGUACCAUCCGAAUGGUCCUGCAUCCCGCCAGCCAGGUCAAAAGAUGCGUGUCCUGCGAGGAGCAUCCUGGAUUGAUACAGUGGAUGGCUCUGCCAAUCACAAAGCUCAGGUUACAACCAGGAUGGGGAACACUCCCGAUUCUUCUUCAGACAACUUGAGCUUCCGAUGUGCCACCAGCCUCAUCAAGCAACCAGCACAGGAAGCUGUCGGCAAAAAGGCUGAACUCUGAAGCCAACAUUAAACUCUUCUAAAAAGACCCAGAUCUUUUCUCCUAUGGAGAUGGGUCAGCCUGCAUCUUUCUUGGCCAGACUUUGGGUAUUUUUUGCCUGAUUUUGAUAAAAAUCAAAAAUUUUAGCUUGAAAGCUAAAAAUGAACAAAACCUUUCUACUUGUAAUAAGGAUACGCAUUGUUUACUGGUUUCAUUCUGGAACAAUCCUAUGCAGGAAACCAUUGGGUUACCUAAACUGAGAUUGUCUGGGCUCAUUCAUUUCUCUAAGCCAUGUACAGUAUUUGUUUUUGGUAUAGCAUUUUGAACAGCAUUUUGGUUUAGCAUUUUUGAACAAGAUUUGCAAGCUAUAGCUUGUGACCAGCAUGUUGUGUUGGUUGAUUAAUUUAAGAAACCAUCGUUAACAAAGUCAUGGUUUGCCAGAAUGAGUAACCUUUUUGGCCCUCACUUUGCCUAGGAGCCACAAGGGGCAUGGUGUGGGUGCUGUGAUGUCAUUGACACUGCCCACACACACACACCCUCUUUUUUUGAAAUAUUGUUUAAACCAGAGUUGGCUUUCUUUACACAACACUGUAAACCAAAACCAAACAAAUCAUAUUGUGGUUUUAGCACUAUGUCAUAAUCCAGCCACUAAUUCUUUGGAUUUUGAGAUCCCUUCCAAAAACCUUAUAAUAUAUAAUAUAUAUACGCUUAUAAUUUCCCCCCUCCCCUCCCCUCCAGCACGAGUCUGCAGUAGUUUUAAGUGAGACAGGAUCAUGACUAAUUUGGGAUAAGUUUCUAUCAACUUUGGAUGAAAUUUGAGAAUAUAUCCACAUAUCACAAUUCAAUUCAAUCUGAAUAAAUAAAGCACAUUUUAUUGUUUGUUAAAUAUCUUUUUAAAGAUCAUGUUCUUAUAUGCAGCUGCAAUAAAUAAUUCCAUAAGACAUCUAUGUGGAGUUGAGUCAUGGCAACUGGAUUUCUUUUCUUUUUGUUGAUUUGAAACGUUUUGUCCAAGUAUCUUUUUCAUUCUGAGCAAGAUAAUAGAAUAACAGAAAUAACAGGAUAAC
Molecule: messenger RNA, 2113 nt
Organism: Pseudonaja textilis
Lineage: Eukaryota; Metazoa; Chordata; Lepidosauria; Squamata; Elapidae
Gene: SUMF2
Product: sulfatase modifying factor 2
Cellular component (GO): endoplasmic reticulum
Source: RefSeq, a predicted model, not a curated record